UGUGAUUUUAAACUCAUUAACGUAAGAAGAAAUUAAUAGCUUAUAGGUAUCAGUUUCUACUUAAAGGGCCGUAAUUCGCUUUCAGUAUUUAGUUUAUUUUAUACUUCUUGUUCCGGGCGUUCCGGCUAUUGGUUAACUGCAUCAAUCAAAAUUUAAAAGUGACUUAUCCAUAAAAAAAAAAUCACCAUGAUGUGUUUUAAAACCAUCGUGUUGUUAUCCGCUAUUGCGUGUUUGGUCAGUGCCGAAAAGAGAUCACUGAAAGAACGUAUUUUCAAUUGCAAACUCAUCCCGCUUAAAAAACAUCAUUCUAUUUUUAACACUGUCAUCCCGUCAAUCGAGCACUCUCUCCCGGUCGAUUCUGCUGUUCCUAUCGAUUAUACCGUUCCUACAGGAGUUCCUACACUUGGAAUAGAGCCUGUUUCUACGCCGUUACCUGAUGUACCACAGCAAGAAGUUCAGUACCCACCACAGCAAGAAGUUCAGUAUCCACCACAACCGGAAGCGCAGUAUCCUGCACCGCAGCAAGAGGGACAGCCUCCUGUAACGCCACAACAAGAAGUGCUUAAUCCACCACAACAGGAAGUACAGUAUCCACCACUAUCGGAAGUGCAGAAUCCGCCACAGCAACAAAUAUUGUACCCCCCGCAACACGAGGGCCAACGCCCUUCACAACAUUAUGUAGCUCAGAAUCCACCAUCAAAUGAAGGGUUGUAUCCACCGCAACACAAUGGGCAGUAUUAUCCAUCUCAAAACGAAGGACUGUAUUAUGCACCGUCGAACUACCAAGGUUUUACUAAUGUCCCAUAUAACUACCCCGUCUAUGGGCAAAAUGUACUGAGGUCCGUGAAGUCUUUCGACGGCCAAACGUAUACAACCCACCAACGACCAUCAUACAGAAUUAAUACGCUUUUUCCACAGCCAAUCCCAUACUACAACAACCCACAUUCGUACGGCUUGUACGCUGCUCCACAAUAUAACUAUGUGCCACAAGCGCCAAAAACACCUAAAGCCCUCGUAAAAUCGACUUGAUUAUUUACUUACAUUACGACCGUUUUAAUUUUUAUCACAAUAAACAUUUUAGUUUUUAGUAUUAUUACAUAUAUAAAUGGUGAUCUUGAAAAAUUAAAAACGUGUUUCAUUUUUUACAAGGACAAUAAACUUAUUCAUUUAUUCUA
Molecule: messenger RNA, 1175 nt
Organism: Aphis gossypii (cotton aphid)
Lineage: Eukaryota; Metazoa; Arthropoda; Insecta; Hemiptera; Aphididae
Exons: 2
Coding region: 187-1029 (280 amino acids)
Source: RefSeq, a predicted model, not a curated record